AUGGGGGGCUCAUUUUGGGAUUCUAGCAAUUUGCUUGGUGGUUGCUACUCUUCCGUUUUUCUUGAGAUCAUCUUCUUACAUUCAUGUCAAACCAUCUGGAAGUCGAAUCACAAGCUUUCAUGCCCACAAGAUCCUAGGGAGUUCUACGAGAAGUAUGACCUUGUAAACGAUCAGGAGCUGCUACCUCACACAAACCGUCUCAAGUUUCUAGACAAAGCAGCCAUCCUAACCCGAUCACAAACUAUUGAGGAACAAGAGAACAAGAAAUGGAGGCUUUACAGGAUCACUGAAAUGGAAGAAACUAAAAUAUUCUUCACAAUGAUUCCAAUGUUUAUGCCUUUUAUCAUCUGUGGAAUUGUUUCCUCAAUGGGAACCUCUUUUUUCCUAGAGCAAGCCAUGAGUGUAACUCAUAGAUUCAAGUUCUUAACAUUCUCAUUCCUUAUAUUCUUCUAUGCAUUCUCCAUGUAUAUAUCCGCAAGCAUUCAUGCUUUAAUUGCAAUCAUCGGAAGCAUUUUUGGAAUGGUGAAGCAAAAACACAUACCUCCAAUACGAAUUGGAUUUGAAAUCAUGAUAUCCAUUUUCUGCUACAUUGUCGCCGCGCUGGUGGAGCAAAGGAGGUUAAUUAUGGCCAAGAGACAUGACCUAAUCGACGUCCCUCAUAGCACAAUUCCAAUGAGUAUUUUCUGCUGA
Molecule: messenger RNA, 690 nt
Organism: Ilex paraguariensis (yerba mate)
Lineage: Eukaryota; Viridiplantae; Streptophyta; Magnoliopsida; Aquifoliales; Aquifoliaceae
Source: the annotation of a GenBank genome assembly